This is a messenger RNA of Rosa chinensis, 492 nucleotides long. Its product is annotated as transcription factor TCP10-like. Bases 1 to 492 code for a protein of 163 amino acids. The transcript has 2 exons. Gene Ontology annotation, molecular function: DNA-binding transcription factor activity; sequence-specific DNA binding. Lineage: Eukaryota; Viridiplantae; Streptophyta; Magnoliopsida; Rosales; Rosaceae. Gene Ontology annotation, cellular component: nucleus. Gene Ontology annotation, biological process: regulation of secondary shoot formation. The record is from RefSeq and is a predicted model, not a curated record.
AUGACGUCGUUCUCCGCUGCUUCUCGAUUGGGUCUACACCGCCAAAGGCCCAAGGACCAUCGCGUCCGGCUCGCCGCCCACACCGCCAUUCAAUUCUACGACGUGCAAGACCGGCUCGGAUACGACCAGCCCAGCAAGGCCGUCGAUUGGGUCAUCAAGAAAGCCAAGGCCGCAAUCGACGAGCUUGACGAGCUGCCGCCGUGGAACCCGAACUCAAUUUCUGUUCAGACAACAUCUUCUCCGACGGUGCCGAUAUCCGCCGUGCAGGACACGCAGAACGCGAGCCUCCAUUUCUUGAUGGUGAAGGCUCCGAGUUCUUUGUCUGCUAAUCGGCGAGGCGCAAUGGUGGGUAGCAGCGGAGUGGAGGAGCUGGUGAAUCAGAACAACUCGAAUUUUCUCCAGGUGAGGAUGAUGUGGAGGCCGAAGUUGUUAAUCUUUGGUUGCAUACAAUUGCUUCUGAUUGAAGUUUGGCUAGAGGCCGAAGUUGUCUGA